This is a messenger RNA of Electrophorus electricus (electric eel), 1350 nucleotides long. RefSeq names its product ribonuclease H2, subunit A (gene rnaseh2a). Gene Ontology annotation, cellular component: ribonuclease H2 complex. The record is from RefSeq and is a predicted model, not a curated record. NCBI's taxonomy places the organism in Eukaryota, Metazoa, Chordata, Actinopteri, Gymnotiformes, Gymnotidae. Gene Ontology annotation, molecular function: RNA-DNA hybrid ribonuclease activity; RNA binding. Gene Ontology annotation, biological process: DNA replication, removal of RNA primer; mismatch repair.
UAUAUAUAUACGCUUUGUUUUAAUACAAGGAGCAAUUUACGUAUGAAAUUACGUAAAAACUGCACGGAUUUGGAAUACAUGCCACGUGACAAUCUCGCGCCAAUUCGAGAGUUGCAACAUCCGGAGGAUUCAGCUACUGCGCUGGUCAGGUCGUCUUCAUUUAUGCACUGCAUCUGCUACUAAAUACUUUAUUUGAAGGUUGCAUAUAUAAUUUAUCCUAAGCAGUCUGCAGUACAACGGAAAAUUAAUGACGAGCUAACUAUGGACUUAAGUGCGUUUGAAGCAGACAAUUCCGUCAGUUGCCGCCUGACCUCCCCUGUACCCGACGCCUGUAGGACCGAAGACUGCUGUCUGGGAAUCGACGAGGCCGGCCGGGGUCCUGUGCUAGGGCCUAUGGUGUAUGGAAUAUGUUUCUGUCCUGUGUCCAAGAAGGAGGAACUUAAGAACCUAAACGUGGCAGACUCAAAGACACUGACGGAGGCUGAAAGGGAGAAUCUGUUUCUGAAGCUGGAUAAGGCAAAAAGCUUCGUGGGCUGGGCCCUUCAGGUCCUUUCUCCCAAUACCAUCUCCACCAACAUGUUACAGAGGGUGAAGUAUAAUUUAAACGCUCUGUCUCAUGAUGCUGCCAUCGGCCUGGUUCAGUACGCCCUGGACUGUGGUGUGCAAUUGAAAGAGGUGUUUGUGGACACGGUGGGGCCAGCGGAGAAGUACGAGGAGAAACUGUCCAAGCGCUUCCCCGGGGUGAAGGUGACGGUGAGACCCAAAGCCGACUCUCUGUUCCCCGUCGUCAGCGCGGCCAGCAUCUGUGCCAAGGUGGCCAGGGACCAUGCAGUGAAAGGCUGGACGUUUGCAGAAGACUUGGGGGAGGUGGACACUGAUUAUGGCUCAGGCUAUCCCAAUGACCCAAAAACAAAGAGCUGGUUGCUGAAGUAUUUGGACCCGGUGUUUGGUUAUCCUCAGUUUGUGCGCUUCAGCUGGAGUACAGCGCAGACUCUACUGGACAGCAAAGCCUUCGCUGUACACUGGGACGAUGACGAGGAGGAUGGAGAGAAGGGAGCAGCUCGACAGAAAAACACAUCCAUGUUGUCAUAUUUCAGCCAUAGCAAACCCAAAGGACACUCCCCCACACACAAAACGCACCGCUUCUUCACCGAGCGCAGACUACAGAACGUUGACACAUUCUGAACUGAACACACGCACAGCGUGCAGAGUUUGGAUCACAGAAUCUAAACACAUUUUGGACUGUAAAUUCUCAUAGUUCAGAAAUUCAGUGUCUGCUCAAAAUGUAAUGUUGUAUUUUAUGCAUGUUUCCUUAAUGUUCAAGUAAUAAAAUGUGUAUUUUAUACACUA